Arabidopsis arenosa is the source of this 1829-nucleotide messenger RNA. NCBI's taxonomy places the organism in Eukaryota, Viridiplantae, Streptophyta, Magnoliopsida, Brassicales, Brassicaceae. The record is from the annotation of a GenBank genome assembly.
ACAUAAAACAUACAAAAAUGGUACUCUUCGCUUUAUCAACAACUUCUUCUUCUAAGCUAAAACAACAUUCACACCAAAGCUUCUCAGAGUCUUUAAUGGAAGAUAGUAUCGAAGACGCCGAAUCUAUCAUACAUCGAUGGAUUUCACCGGAACUCGUAGACUCUUCUUCUUUCCGUUUCAUCUCAUCGCUAUUUUCAACCGAAAACCGCGAAGAAGCCAAACGAUUCAUCAACACUGUAAACAACUUACACACCGGUAUGAUUCGACUAAUCUCAGUGAAUCCAACGUCAACGAAACUCGUCAAAGCCGAGAAUCUAAUGCGAAUCUCCGUGAAUCAUCUCUCUAAAGAGUUUUACCGCAUUCUUAAAUCAAAUCGACGCUACCUCGACCCCGAAUCCGUCUCUAUCCGUUCUUCAAAAGCUUCCGAUUCCGACUCCGAUGUCAUGGAUGAUUUAAAGAUGAUCGCGGAUUGUAUGAUAUCAUCCGGAUAUAGCAAAGAAUGCUUUAAAAUCUACAAGAAAAUCCGUAAAUCGAUCAUCGUCGAAGCGAUAAACCAACUCGGAUUCGAGAAUCUAACGUUCUCGCAGAUACAGAAACUUGAAUGGGAAGUUAUGGAGAAGAAGAUACGAAAAUGGUUACGAGUUACAACAAGAGCAGUGAAUACUCUGUUUUCCGGCGAACGAAUCCUCUCCGAUCACGUCUUCUCUUCAUCAUCAUCAUCGAUUCGUGAAUCUGCAUUUGCAGAAAUCACAUUACAAAGCGCUUUAGCUUUGUUUACUUUCCCGGAAAAAAUGGCGAAAUGUCGAAAAUCACCGGAGAAGAUCUUUCUGACUCUCGAUGUUUAUCAAACAAUCAUCGAUCUAUUGCCUAAGAUCGAUGAACUCUUCAGCUCCGAUUCAACCUCCACCGUCAGAUCACAAAUCGUUGUAACUUUAUCAAAUCUCAGAGAAGGUGUGAUUUCCAUGAUCGAUGAAUUCGAAUCUUCGAUUUCGAAAGAAUCAUCGAAAUCGUUGAUCUCCGGUGGUGGAAUUCAUCAAUUGACUAGGUAUGUGAUGAAUUUCAUCGUCUUCCUCGCUGAUUACAGUGAUACACUCUCCGAUAUCAUCUCGAAACCGUUGUUACCUUCACCGGAAGAAGAAAACUCCGGUGAUUCGUCUCCGGUGAAAUCGCGAAUCGCGUGGCUGAUUCUGUUCUUACUCUGCAAAAUCGACGCGAAGUCUCGUCUCUACAACGACGUAGCUCUCUCGUAUCUGUUUUUGAUUAAUAAUCUUAAUUACGUUGUUGUUAAAGUCCGAUCGUCGAAUCUGAAGAUGGUUUUGAGUGAGGAUUGGGUUAAGAAGCAUGAAGGGAAGGUGAAGAAGUACGCCGGAAAGUUUGAGGAGAUUGUUUGGGGAGAGGUGAUGACGUCACUUUCUGAUGAUGUGACGACGGUGGAGGAGAGGAUUAGACGGUUUAGUGAUGGGUUUGAGGAAGCGUAUAAGAGGCAAACCGGUUGGGUUGUACCGGAUUCGAAAUUGAGAGAUGAGAUUAAACGGUCUGUGGGGAUGAUGAUUAUACCGAGAUAUUCGGAGUUUUGUGAAAGGUAUCGGGUCGGGUUAUUGGAGAAUGUCGGAUUUGCCCCUGAGGAUAUUGGGAAUUAUCUUUCGGAUUUGUAUUUUGGGUCUCGUGGAUCAGGGAGUGUUUCGUCAGUCCAUUCUUCGGGUUCUUAUGUUUGACACACGUGUGAGUUUGUGAUUAAUGAUAUUGCAGCAGUAAAUAAUAUUGGUGUGAUUAUUUUGAUUAGUUUGCGAUUGCAAUGGAAACGAUACGAUUAAAAUUGAAUUAUCUAC